Messenger RNA from Cinara cedri, 411 nucleotides. The record is from the annotation of a GenBank genome assembly. NCBI's taxonomy places the organism in Eukaryota, Metazoa, Arthropoda, Insecta, Hemiptera, Aphididae.
AUGCCAAAAACUAAGUCUAAUUUGGGUUCAUCCAUAACUCGAUGGGUUGAGCCUUACAAUCGCGACAAAACUGUGUUUAACACUAGUGGAUUAGUAGUUUAUUGUCAAGUUUGUGAUCGUCAGGUGCGUUGUAACAAAAAAUUUCAAAUAACGCAACAUGUAACUACCGAGUUUCAUUUGAAAUGUUUGAAAAAAAGUUCUAACAACAGUAAACAAAUGUUGUUGGGAGAUGAAACCAAACCAAAAACAUCAAGUUUUAAUGAAGAUCUGUGUUUGAACCUCGUAGCUGCAAAUAUACCUUGGUUUAAACUACAAAAUCCAGUCUUCCGCGAUUUUUACAAAAUUAUACAAAAAAACACAUUCCUGAUGAAAGCACUUUACGUAAAUCUUUCUUACAUCCACGUUAUGUAA